This is a messenger RNA of Adineta steineri, 2172 nucleotides long. NCBI's taxonomy places the organism in Eukaryota, Metazoa, Rotifera, Eurotatoria, Adinetida, Adinetidae. The record is from the annotation of a GenBank genome assembly.
AUGGCUGCGGGUAAUAUUACGAAUAAUUCUUCAUCUGAAAUCAAUGUGGUUAUCAUUGGAGAAACAGGCACUGGUAAAUCAACAUUUAUUAAUUAUUUAACAAAUUUAUUUCAUAAUGGUUCAUUAGCAAAUCUAAAAGUAGCUAUACCAACACGUUAUUUAAAAGUUAAUAUGUCAUCUGUAAUGCCUCAACAUCAUGAAAAUUGUAUCGAUGAUAUUACACGUAGUAAAACAAGUAAAUGUACUAGAUAUACAUAUAUUGUUGAACAAGUUCAUUUUAAUUUUUUUGAUACACCUGGUAUAAAUGAUACAGGUGGUUAUUUAUCUGAUAAUGAAAAUGUUGAUCGAAUAUUUGAAUGUAUUCAAACAUUACAACAUCUAACAGCUCUUGUACUUGUUUUAAAUGGUACACAAGCACGUUUAACAGUUAAUAUACGAAAUGUUCUUGAACGUUUUCGUGAUCGAAUACCUGAUAUAAUCUAUUCGAAUGUAAUUGUUAUAUUAACAAAUUGUGCAUUACAUACAGUUAAUUUUGGUUCAGUUAAAUUAUUAAGUCAUGCACCUAUAUUUCAUAUGCAAAAUUCAGCUUUUUCAUCUGAUGCUCAAACAUGGUCAGCACAUACACGUGACAUAUUACAACGUGAUUGGAAUAUAUCAAUGCAAACAAUGAAUGAUUUUGUUAAAAAUUUACUUACAUUAACACCUGUUUCAACAGAAUGCUUAUCAGAAAUGAAUGAUGAUCGAGAUGCUAUACGAAGUAUUUUACAUGAAAGUCGACUUAUGAUUAUGGAAUUACAACAUAUUGAAGAUGAAUUAGUUGCACUUGAACAAGCAUCAAAUAUUUAUUCAGCUAAUAUUGAAAAAUAUGCAUCACCGAAUGGUCCCUCGACAAAAUCGAUUCAGGUUAAUGAAAUAACCGUAACAUCCUAUCAUAAUACAAUAUGUUCAAAAUGUAAUACAGUUUGUCAUGAACGAUGUUCAUUAACAGAAACAACACGAGUUGGUGAACGUGUUUUUCGACGUUGUACAGUUAUUGUUAAUGGUCGAUGUACGGCAUGUCCUGGUAAAUGUUCUUAUGAUACACAUUAUCAUGAUCGACGCCUUAUUAAAACUGUUCCUAGAACAUUAAAAGUAGCUAUAUCAUCGGUAGCUAAUAAAUAUAGUGAAGCAAGAAAAGAUAAAGCAGCUUGUGAAACAAAAUGUGAAACAGUUCAAGAAACGAAACGUUUUAUUGAACAAUCAUUACAAGAACAAUAUCUAAGAGUACGUGAUGCAUGUUUACGUGUAAAAAGUAAUUGUCAAGGUUUUAAUGUUGCUGAAGAAUUAUGCAUGUUUGUUAGUUAUCUUAAAAAUGAUAUGAGUUCAUUACGAUCAUCGACAGUAACGAAAAAAGCAACAAAAUUUGUUGAAAAACUUGAAAAACUUGCCGAUGAUUUACAACAUGAUGAUUCUAUGAUAUCAAUUAUUGAACAACCAUCAUCUACAACAACUUCUUCUUCAACAAGAUCACCACCACUUCCUGCCGUACGAAAAACAGUUAACAAUGGUAAUAAUAAUAAUCAUAAGCAAUCUACAAAAUCAUCUCAAUUGCAAACAAUGUCAGCAGUCACUGAUGAUUUAAUUUCAAUUGAUCCAUCACCUGCUUCAUCAUUAGCUGCACAAGUUGAUCGUCUUUUUAGUGGUUCAUAUAAUUCAUUAAAUGCAAUUAAUGAUAUUUCAUUAACUGACGAUGAUGAACAACGAAAUAAAAAACUACCAGGCAUUGGUACACGUGAUUUAAUUCAUCGUAUUCAAACUUCUCAGCAACAACAACAGACAUCAGACUUAAGCAAUACACGUAAAUAUUCUGAAUAUACAACUGAACGUCUUUUAGCUUUAAGUCGUGAAUCAACUGAAGAAUGUAAAUUAAUUGCAAAAGAAUUAAAUCGUCGUUGUGGUGGAACAUCAAUUGGAUAUUUAUCAUCAACACAAUUAUUAAUAUUAUGUGAAUAUUAUGCAUCAUCUCGUCUAUUACAAUUAGAUGAACUCGUUCGUCAACAUUCACAACUUCAAUCUGAUGUCCAACAAUUAACUGAUCAUGAUCCAUUUGAAAUACUUUCUGUACCGAUAGAUAAAUUAUUACAUUUAGCUGCUGUAACACUUUGUUUACAGAAUGCUACUAAAUAUUCAUAA